AUGGCGAAAUUAUACAUGACGGAAAUACCGUUUCCCAUUAAAGACUGUCAAGCAGCCGUUAUUAAAGCAUAUGGCAUUUCGAUAAGCAGAAGAAAAGCAUAUCUUGGUCGCAAGCGUGCUUUUGAAAAAGUCUAUGGUACUUGGGAGGGUUCUUUUGCCGAGUUGCCGAGGUUCAUGGAAGCUUUGAAACACUUCAAUCCCGGAACAAUAGUUGAAUGGAAAACAGAGCGGCGUGUCGAUGUCAUUGAAGAUGUAUUCAACUAUGUGUUCUGGACUUUUAAACCAUGCAUUGAUGGGUUUGUGUUUUGUCGUCCUGUUAUAUCGAUCGACGGAACACAUUUCUAUGGAAAAUAUGAUAUCAAGUUGUUGAUUGCGAUUGCAACGGAUGGUAACGGCUCAAUAUUACCUUUGGCAUUUGCAAUAGUUGCGAAUGAGAGCAUGGAGACAUGA
Messenger RNA from Solanum tuberosum (potato), 450 nucleotides. RefSeq lists its product as uncharacterized. Bases 1 to 450 code for a protein of 149 amino acids. The transcript is spliced from 2 exons. The record is from RefSeq and is a predicted model, not a curated record. Lineage: Eukaryota; Viridiplantae; Streptophyta; Magnoliopsida; Solanales; Solanaceae.